GGUUUUAUAGUAUAAACCCUAGUUUGGUAGAGGGGAAGCAGCAACGGAGAUAUCAAUGGAGAAAGGGAACAUAAAGAAGAAGAGCAUUGAGGACAUAUUCGCUUCUUGUGAUUUCUCUAGUCUUGGCCUUCACCCUGCCUUAUGUGACCAGCUCCGAGAGAGAAUGGGCUUUGAAGCUCCAACAUUAAUUCAGGCCCAAGCUAUUCCAGUUAUCCUCUCCGGAAGACAUGUGCUUGUUAAUGCCGCUACAGGCACUGGUAAGACUGUAACGUACCUGGCUCCUGUCAUUCAUCAAUUGCAAAAGUGUGAUCCUAGAAUUCAGAGGUCUGAUGGUACUUUCACGUUGGUUCUUGUACCAACACACGAGCUAUGCAUGCAGGUAUAUGAAACUUUGCAGAAGUUAUUGCACCGCUUCCAUUGGAUUGUUCCAGGUUAUAUUAUGGGUGGGGAAAACAGGUUGAAAGAGAAAGCGAGGUUGCGGAAAGGAAUAUCUAUUCUUGUUGCAACUCCGGGACGUUUACUGGAUCAUUUAAAGCACACAUCGUCAUUUGUACAUAAGAAUUUGCGGUCGAUAAUAUUUGACGAGGCAGACAGGAUUCUGGAACUAGGAUUUGGUAGAGAGAUAGAAGAGAUAAUUGAUAUUUUGGGUUCAAAGCAGAACAUGUCUGAAAGCAAAGAAAAUGCAGUUUCUGGAGCUACUGGAGUUGUGAGGCAAAAUUUGCUCUUGUCAGCCACCUUAAAUGAAAAAGUCAAUCAUCUUGCAAAUAUUAGUUUGGACAAUCCAGUUAUGAUUGGUCUUGAUGACAAGAAGAUGCAAUCUUCUAAUAAGCAAGUUACAUCAUUAGAUUCUAAUGAGGUCAAAACAUCAGAGCGUUCUGUGGAAGUAUUAAUUGCAUCAAAUGGGGAAUAUAAGCUUCCAGCUCAACUGAAUCAGAGAUAUGUCAAAGUGCCUUGUGGUUCUCGCCUUGUGGUGCUUCUUUCCAUUCUAAAGAAUCUAUUCACCGGAGAAGCUUCUCAAAAGAUUGUGGUAUUUUUCUCAACGUGUGAUGCUGUCGAUUUUCAUCAUGCACUUUUAAGUCGAUUCCCAGGAUUGUCAAAUUUGCAAUCAGAGACAGGGACGAGGGAGCUAUUUGUGGGAUGUAACAUUUUGAAGUUACAUGGAAACAUGAAACAUGAGGAUCGUGUAAAAACUUUCAAUGCUUUUAAAACCGAAAAAUCGGCUCUUCUCUUGUCCACUGAUGUUUCUGCUAGAGGCUUGGACUUUCCAAAAGUUCGAUGCAUUAUUCAAUAUGAUUCCCCUGGGGAGGCAACUGAAUAUGUUCACAGGGUUGGAAGAACAGCUCGCUUGGGUGAAAGGGGAGAUUCUUUGUUAUUUCUGCAACCCAUUGAAGCCGAUUACCUGCGAGAGCUGAAGAAACAUGGUGUACUGUUAACAGAAUAUCCUCUGCUCAAACUUUUGGAUGGUUUCCCAUUGUAUGGUCAGAAAUACCAUGUCAAAAAGUUUGUUUCAAUAGAGAUGCAUCCAUGGGUACUUUGUCUGCAGAAGUCCCUUGAAUCCUUCAUCUUGACCGAGGCGAUGAUGAAGAAGCUAGCUCAGAAUGCGUUCUGCUCGUGGGUGCGUGCAUACAGUGCUCAUCGGGGGGAUCUGAAGAGUAUAUUCAUGGUGAAGAAGCUUCACUUGGGCCAUGUAGCAAAAAGUUUUGCGCUCAAGGAACAGCCGUCUUUGGUGGGCAGAUCGGUCCAGAAGAAACAUACGGCAAAGAGGAAGGGAGAGCAGCAAAGACACAGGGAAGGAGGAGGUUUGAAAAAGAAGAGAAAGACAUGAUAAUUUCCGUACAAUGAGGUUUAAGAAAGGGUACUUGGAGAAAUGUAUGAUGUUUUUUAAGUUGAGGAAUGGAAUGAUUGAUGGAAGUUGGGAAGAAAGGGCAUAUGACCUGAGCUG
Molecule: messenger RNA, 1942 nt
Organism: Cynara cardunculus var. scolymus (artichoke)
Lineage: Eukaryota; Viridiplantae; Streptophyta; Magnoliopsida; Asterales; Asteraceae
Product: DEAD-box ATP-dependent RNA helicase 17
Exons: 10
Coding region: 56-1825 (589 amino acids)
Biological process (GO): ribosome biogenesis
Cellular component (GO): nucleus
Molecular function (GO): nucleic acid binding; RNA helicase activity; ATP binding
Source: RefSeq, a predicted model, not a curated record